AUGUCUCCUUUACAUUUCAGCUUUUACUCCGCAUUCACAUUCAGCAGCCUAGGAUUAGCAUUUCACCGAACCCACCUUAUCUCCGCCCUUCUAUGUUUAGAGAGCAUAAUACUGUCUAUAUUUAUCCCUCUCUCAAUUUGAUCCAUCGAAAACCAAACCCCAUCAUUCACCCUUGUGCCAAUCCUAAUACUAGCUUUCUCAGCAUGCGAAGCUGGUACCGGCCUAGCCAUACUAGUAGCCUCAACCCGAACCCACGGCUCCGACCACUUACACAACCUCAACCUCCUACAAUGUUAA
Molecule: messenger RNA, 297 nt
Organism: Lagopus muta (rock ptarmigan)
Lineage: Eukaryota; Metazoa; Chordata; Aves; Galliformes; Phasianidae
Source: the annotation of a RefSeq genome assembly